Molecule: messenger RNA, 1494 nt
Organism: Trichobilharzia regenti
Lineage: Eukaryota; Metazoa; Platyhelminthes; Trematoda; Strigeidida; Schistosomatidae
Source: the annotation of a GenBank genome assembly
ACACAGCAAAUAUGCUAGGUAUUAAUCCUGGAUAUAAUAUUACCUCUCUUGUCAAGAUAUUAAUUUAAUUAAUAAUAAUAUUAUUAUUUAAAAAAAGGGAAAAAUGUCUAGUCAAGUGAUAUCAUCCAAUAAAUUUAAACGUCUAGUUAUUAAUAAAGCAAUGAAUUUGAUACCACGUUUAACUGAUAAGCAAAUAUUGAAGGGAAUAAAUGCUGAAAUCAGCGAAAAAGAAGUGUUGGAUAUUGCCUUAUUUCUACCAGACAUCUUAAUGACUGAACCUGUUUGUCUCCAGUUAGACUUGACUGAACCUAUCACAAUUAUCGGUGAUAUAUACGGUCAAUAUGGACAUUUAUUAAGAAUAUUAAAUUAUUAUGGUCAUCCACCAGAGAAAAAAUAUUUAUUCCUUGGGAAUUAUAUUAAUCAUGGACCACAGAGUAUGGAGACUAUCCUACUUUUAAUUAUCUAUAAAGUAUGCUAUCCAAAGUCAAUAUACCUGUUAAGAGGUAAACAUGAAUGUGUACGGUUGACAAAAGCACAUGGUUUUUAUAAAGAAUGCGGUAAACGAUUCAGUUUAAAUUUUUGGCAUAUUCUAAUGGAAAUAUUUCAGUAUAUGCCAAUUAUGGCAAUUAUAGAAAAUGAAAUCUUCUGUGUACACAGUGGUAUCUCACCGAUGAUUGAACAAUUCGAUAUUAAAUCACAAACACAAUUUAUUGCCUUUAUUGAACAAAAUAUUAUUCUACCCGCAGAUAUUGAAAGUAAUCGUUUAUUAAUGCAUUUUAUAUGGUCUGAUCCUGAUGAUGAAACUAAUGGAUGGGAUCAAAACCCUUGUGGUCAAGGUUAUCUGUAUGGAUCGAAUGCAGUGAGUGAAUUUUGUAAGCGUAUAGGUGUAAAACAAAUUGUCCGUUCAAGUGAAUUAAUGUUGAAGGGUUAUGAAUUUUUUGUUAAUCCACGUCUAUUGACGAUAUUUUCAGCACCAGAUUUUACACGAAAAUAUGAAAAUGAUGCCGCUAUGCUAUAUUUGUAUAAAUUGGACUCAGAGUUAAAUAAUAACGGUAAUAAUAAUAAUAUAGGUGCACAGAUUCGAUUGAUUCAACCAAUUAUCCGUCUAAGGUGUAAACCAACACUACGAAUGAAUAUUGCACUAAAUGAUAUCAGUGUUAAUUUAGCCACUGGUAAGUUGACUGUAAUUUUUUUCCUUGCCGUUUAUUUUCUCAUGUGACAAAUAAUAAUUAUUACAGAAGAGGAUUGUGUAUGAAUGGAAUGCAAUUUAUCCGAAGGCCUAGUACACACGCAUUCGACUACUCUUAAACCCUGUGAGAACAAUACAGAAAGGCAACACUAACUACCAAAUUGUAUGGUACAAUUGUAAAUAUACUGGAGAACUAGUCUAAACAUCAAAAAUGUGCACAACGUCGAAUAUCCUCAUGAUAUUCGACACGCAAUGAAAUAUAUGUAUAUAUAUAUACUUCAAUUUUCAAGUAUCUCAUAGAGAAU